Rhagoletis pomonella (apple maggot) is the source of this 950-nucleotide messenger RNA. RefSeq lists its product as uncharacterized. The record is from RefSeq and is a predicted model, not a curated record. Bases 87 to 911 code for a protein of 274 amino acids. Lineage: Eukaryota; Metazoa; Arthropoda; Insecta; Diptera; Tephritidae. The transcript is spliced from 6 exons.
CUUUUCGAAACAUAUUGUAUUGUAUUUUUAAAAUUAGUGUGUGAUAAGUAACAGAAGAACUGUGAGGUGCAAAUAUAUUUUUCAAAAUGUCCAGUUAUCGCCCACGACGUACUCGCAUUUAUGGUGCCAACUAUGAUAUCGGCGAAAGCUCAUAUAAAAAAUUGCUGGAAAGCAUAGAUAAUAAAAGGGGAGUUGGCAGGAGCAUAGACUCACACGUUCCGCUGACGCGAGAAACUAGCUUGCCGCCAAAAGUGACAUUCUCACAAGAUGAGGAUGAUUUUGAUCGCGAGAAAUAUAGAGCCUCACUCAGAGCCAAACUACAAUUGGAUGAUGAGGGUGAUGAUCUUUUUGGUGCCACACUUAAGAAAUCGAAGCUGAGAAUUGCGGAGCGAAACAAAUUCCUCGAAGAUGAAGAUGACGAUAUCUUAGGCUCUGCCUAUAAGCCACUAAAAUUCAAAGGCAUAGACGAAUCUGGCGUUGAAUCUUCGCUGAAAUCAUCACUGAAGUAUAGAGCAUCUGCCGAACCAUUUGAAUCAUCUUUCAAAUCGCUUAAAUUGAAUGGUGCAGAUGAGUCAGCAUUCGGCGAGAGUAUAAAAAGUAGAGCUUUAAAAGCAAUCGAAAGACCCGGCAGAGCGAGGUCAAUCUUGAAUGACUUAGAUGAUCAGCAGGAGGCUAGCACAUUUUCUUCCAGACGUAUCAAGAUUAGAAGCGAAAAUGUUAUAAUGGGUGAUAGCAGUACUACAACUGAAACUUCCUCACGCAUGAAAGCUACUAAAGCUCGCCUCGCUGACCUCGAUGCGGAAAUGUCCUCGAUAAAUGAUAAGCAAAGCGAACGAGAAAAGCGUAAACAUAAUUUAAGAAAAUUACUAAAUGAAAGUGAAGCUGAUACCUUUAAGGCUAUAGAAUUGUAAUUGUUGUAAUGUUGUGUUAUAUGAUGAGUAUGUACUUAA